AUGCCAGACGAUAGCAAGGUGCCCUUACAAUACGACCCCUAUAAUCCGGCCAGUCUGCCUGAUUAUGACAAUGAGUUCAUCAAUCCAGACGACCUGAUACGUUUCGAGAAGGCGUUGAACGCCCCAGAAGCAUCCCCUUUGACCGCUAUUAACGACUGGCGUCCAAUCAACCAACGAGUUCGAAAGACCAGAGGCCGCCGCAAAGCUCCAAAACGGAGCAAAGACGAAACAAGGGAGGGCGUUCUCUACACAUUGCUGAAAUGGCCGUUUCUUCUGACCGUGUUCGCAUGGAUUGCUAUGCUUGCCUUUGGCUAUGUUCUGGUUCGAAUGUACGUCCUCUGCUAUGAGCAAUGGGUCACAUGGCGUGGUAAGAGGGAGCGCCUCCGUCGAGAACUUCGAGUACAAACCAAUUAUCCGGACUGGCUGAAGGCAGCUCAGGCCCUGGAUGCCUAUCUCGGGAAUGAACAAUGGAAGCAAGUGGACGAGUACGCUUACUACGAUCACCUCACAGUCACAAAAGUCGUGGGUCAGCUGAGAAAGCUGCGGAAGGAUGUGGAACUGGAGGCGCAACACGAGCCGACCACGGAAAUCAGCUCGGCCAUAGACGACCUUGAAUCAUUGCUAGAGGCUUGCGUCAAAAACAACUUUGCUGGAGUGGAGAACCCCCGGAUCUAUAGUGAAUCUUAUGUCGGGACCAAGGAACUGGUUCAGGAGUAUAUCGAUGAGGUGCAUGCAUGCAUCCAGCUGGUCUUGGACAGUAAGCAGACCGACAUGGAGACCAAAUACCGGUUUUUCAAACACCUCGAUACAAACUUCGGCCGGACCGCUCUUUGUCUGUCUGGCGGUGCAACCUUCGCCUACUACCACUUCGGGGUAGUCAGAGCGCUGCUGGAGAAUGAUGUGCUGCCGGAGAUCAUCACGGGCACAUCGGGCGGGGCACUGGUUGCCGGCCUGAUAGCCACCAGAACCGAUGAGGAAUUGAAAAGACUAUUGGUCCCCGCGCUAGCACAUCGAAUCCGCGCAUGUAAUGAAGGGAUCACAACGUGGGUGCGUCGUUGGUGGAAGACAGGUGCUCGGUUCGAUACAUUAGAUUGGGCCAAGCAGUGCAGCUGGUUUUGUAGGGGUUCAACUACAUUUCGGGAAGCCUACGAACGAACAGGCCGCAUCCUGAAUGUAUCCUGUGUGCCCUCGGACCCUCACUCCCCCACCAUUCUGGCCAAUUACCUCACCUGUCCGGACUGCGUCAUCUGGAGUGCCGUACUUGCCUCCGCUGCCGUCCCCGGCAUUUUGAACCCCGUGGUCUUGAUGACCAAAAAGCGCGAUGGCACUCUUGCCCCUUACUCCUUCGGACACAAGUGGAAAGACGGCAGUCUUCGGACCGAUAUACCCAUCAAGGCUUUGAAUUUGCAUUUCAACGUGAACUUUACCGUCGUAUCGCAAGUCAACCCUCAUAUCAAUCUAUUCUUCUUUAGUUCUCGAGGAACUGUGGGCCGGCCAGUGACGCAUCGCAAGGGUCGCGGCUGGCGCGGUGGAUUUCUUGGUACUGCCAUUGAACAGUACAUCAAACUUGAUCUCAACAAAUGGCUGAAGGUUCUCCGACACCUGGAGCUCCUACCCAGACCGUUGGGUCAAGACUGGAGCGAGAUUUGGCUUCAGAAAUUCAGUGGUACUGUGACCAUUUGGCCAAAAUGUAUUAUCUCGGACUUUGUUCAUAUCCUAUCGGAUCCCACGCCGGAAAGGCUUGCACGCAUGAUCCACGUCGGUCAGCAAAGCGCGUUUCCCAAAAUUCAAUUCAUAACAAACCGACUUAAAAUCGAAACCGCAAUCAUGAGUGGACUAAAGCGAUGUUCCCCCACCGGCGGCCGUUCUCUCUCGCCGAUCCUAUCCCGCAGGCUCGAUAUCUCAGACCAUGAGGACGCUAUGGUCGAGCGAUUGGAUGAAAACUUCCCCGAGCGCAGCGAUCAUAUAUACAAGGACGAGCCGCACUACUCGGAACUUUCCGACAGUAUCACGCUAUCAACGGCAUCCUCGCGCCCACGGACCCCGACCUCAAGAAGGGGAAGCGUUAUCGAGGAAGUACGUCAUCAGUCCGCCGUCUUCUUUGACGAUAGGGGUAUUAACGGUGACGAGGAUACCACGGACACAUAA
Penicillium taxi is the source of this 2148-nucleotide messenger RNA. Its product is annotated as patatin-like phospholipase domain-containing protein. The record is from RefSeq and is a predicted model, not a curated record. The coding region runs from base 1 to 2148 and encodes 715 amino acids. Gene Ontology annotation, molecular function: triacylglycerol lipase activity. Lineage: Eukaryota; Fungi; Ascomycota; Eurotiomycetes; Eurotiales; Aspergillaceae. The transcript is spliced from 2 exons. Gene Ontology annotation, biological process: lipid metabolic process.